AAAUAGAAUAGUCAUAUGACUGUUUAUUCAGGUGUGACGUGUAUGUAAACUUGUAUAUUGAUUGACUGGAUAUAACCUCCAUUUUGCAAUUUGCCAAUACCCAUAUUUCGAAAUAUUGGAAAACUGAUAUAAAAGGAUUAACAUAAACAGAUUUAAACAGGCAAAAUAGAGGUCCAUCCGCAAAAAAUCGAAAUGGACGGAUACGGUAGUGGAAAGGACGAAAGAAGUGAGCCGGAUGGUGACAUUGGUUGCUGUGGUUACGUUCUCAUGUUUUUCUCCAUCAUCAUUCUGAUUAUAUUUUUCCCAUUCUCUCUGGUUUGCUCGCUGAAGGUUGUACAGGAAUAUGAAAGGGCCGUUAUUUUCAGACUGGGUCGAGUUGUGUCUGGAGGGGCCAAAGGACCAGGUCUAUUUUUCCUGUUUCCCUGUGUGGAUACUUUCAAAAGUGUUGACUUGAGAACAUUUUCCUACGAUAUUCCACCACAAGAGAUCCUGUCACGUGACUCCGUGACGGUGGCGGUGGACGCUGUCAUCUACGCUCGUAUCUUUGACGCUACAAUGUCAAUCAUCAAUGUUGAGAAUGCGCAUGGGUCAACCAAACUUCUGGCGGCGACCACGUUACGUAACGUGCUGGGUACGAAACAGCUGUCUGAGAUUCUUAGCGACCGAGAAUCUAUUGCACAUCAGAUGCAGACGACACUUGAUGAUGCAACAGAUCCCUGGGGUGUUAAAGUCGAACGUGUGGAAGUGAAGGACGUGCGACUUCCGGUACAGAUGCAGAGGGCUAUGGCUGCUGAAGCCGAGUCUGCUCGUGAAGCUCGUGCUAAGGUUAUCGCCGCUGAAGGAGAAAUGAAAGCCUCUCGUUCUCUGAAGGAAGCCGCCGACGUCAUGGCUGAAUCCCCGUCGGCACUGCAGCUGCGUUAUCUGCAGACACUCAACUCUAUUGCUGCCGAGAAGAACUCGACCAUCAUUUUCCCUCUGCCCAUAGAUAUGAUUGGGUCUGCCUUGAGGCGUUAAAUUAUCACAUGAUCAAACUUUGAACGUGAUGUGCACGUGUCACGUGCGUGAUAAGUGCUUUAUGAAGGAAAUAGAAACUCUGGGAUCUACUGAUACGACAUCUUCUUUUUAGUGUUUUGACCACUUUAGCUAUUUUUUUAAUAUAAUAGGUAUAAUGAUAAUCUGCACAGUUUUGAGAAAUGAAUCUUAGAAAAUAAACCUUUGAACAGAAGAUUAUCAGAUUUAUGUUCAGCACAAUCCACGAUAUAUAUUGUUUUAGCAUUGUUUUAAAAACGGAAAAAAUGUCGUAUAGAAUCAGUACAGCGUAUUGACGUUACGUUAAACAUAACUAAGUUUUGUGUCUUUUAUAUUGAUCAAUGACGUGUAGUGUUGUAGUCUGAAAUGCGUGUGUAGGUAUGAUAUAUAUCGUGUAUUUCUUUAGCAUAAUCCAAACUUACAUUUUCGACUUCUAUUCUAUGAAUGGGACAUUCCACAAGGGAAGAAUAAACAAUACAUUUUUCAAAAAAUGACAUCAAUAUUUUUUUAUCAGAAACCAUACUUUCAUACUACACGUGCAAGCGCAAAACCUUACAUGAGCGCACUGCCCGUGAAACAUGAGCAGGUAAAACAGAAAUUUGAUUGGACAAGUUCCAUAAUAAAAGCUAUUUUUAGACAAAUCCGUAUGGCCUGAACUUAUUUUUUUUAAUAUGGCCGUUUAGAGGCUAAUUGUAUAUUCAAGUACCUGCUGCGCAUAAACUGAACUUUUAUCUUUCUAUUUAUGUUAUUAUUAUAUUAUGAUAUUAAAUUUUGCUAGGCUGACUGGCUUAGCUGGUGGCCCGCUGGAUAGUUGGUAACGCAGUGCACUUCAUAUCUAAAUGAUAUAAGUUUGAAUCUUGACAGGACAGUGUUUUCCUGUGGCGGUGUGAAUAAGAGGUUCGGGAUACACCAAUCGUUCUGUACCAGCACCCCUCCCAUCCCACUUUCUUAUCGUGGACAAACACGUGAUACACAGUUGACAAAUAAAUGUAUCAUAUAGUAAAGAAGGGUAAAUUCAAAACCGUUUUUGUAAUUUCAAAAUACAACAUACUGUUGAUUGGGGCAAAAGUUCCUAAUAUACAAUGCUUGUUUUUAUUCUCAGAAUGCCUGACAUUGUAAAUAUACAUAUUUGUGUAGUAAUAUGUCUAUAAUCAGUUAAAAUCCGUUACCUACUAUUGAUUGUGUGGCCUUUUCAUUGAUUUUUACGUUGUUCUUGUACAUUUCAGCACACGAUCAUUAGUUCUUACAAGUAUGAAAAAAAUGCAUAGUACUUCAAAGAACGUUUUAUUUUAUUAACUUCUAAAUUCAGAUUUGAAUAUAUAUUUAUAAUCAAAAUUCGUUCAUUAUUUACACAAAGUUUUAAUACGUGGUGUUGCUUCUAUUCGGAUGAUGUCGGGUUUUUUAAUCUUAAAAAUCAUCUUGGACCGUUAGGUUUAAGUAUUUCGUGUAUAUUGUUGCAAGAAAGAAAUAGCUCAAUGCAAUUUUAUUUUUGAAAAAAAAUGUUCUAUGUUCCAAGCUUAUUGAUUUGUUACUAUUACUAACUUAUUUCUUUAAGUUGAAAGUUUUAUAUAAAUGUUCGCAUUUUGUCUGUUAGUAAAUAUUUGUAUGAUAUUGUUUAAUCAAUAAAAAAAUCUUUAAAA
Molecule: messenger RNA, 2669 nt
Organism: Mercenaria mercenaria
Lineage: Eukaryota; Metazoa; Mollusca; Bivalvia; Venerida; Veneridae
Product: mechanosensory protein 2-like
Exons: 9
Coding region: 193-1014 (273 amino acids)
Cellular component (GO): plasma membrane
Source: RefSeq, a predicted model, not a curated record